Messenger RNA from Caenorhabditis briggsae, 1683 nucleotides. The record is from RefSeq and is a predicted model, not a curated record. The transcript is spliced from 6 exons. NCBI's taxonomy places the organism in Eukaryota, Metazoa, Nematoda, Chromadorea, Rhabditida, Rhabditidae. Bases 1 to 1683 code for a protein of 560 amino acids. Gene Ontology annotation, biological process: transmembrane transport. Gene Ontology annotation, molecular function: transmembrane transporter activity. Gene Ontology annotation, cellular component: membrane.
AUGAUGGUCAGUGAAUCUCUUCAUUUUCAUGUCAAUGAUGUUCCUCAUUUCACUGAAAUUAUACUAUUCGGACUACAGCAAAUGCUGGUUUGUAUAUCGGCUCUUCUAGUUACGCCGUAUCUUUUAUCGAAUAUGUUGUGCGCGGGCACGGAGACUAUUGCUAUCAGAGUCCAACUAAUUGCGGCGACUUUUGUAACAACUGGAAUUGCUACCAUACUACAGACUACAUUUGGUUUGAGAUUAGCAAUCCUUCACGGACCCUCAUUUGCCUUCCUUCCUGCUCUACACGCUUUCGAGGAAUUGUAUCCAUGCACUUCUGAAACUGAUACAAAUCUCUGGAAGGAGAAAAUGCAGCUCGUACAUAGUUUGACAGUAAUUCAGAAUUUCAGUUUCCCAUUCCAGAUUUCCGGAUCUCUAUUCCUUGCAGUUCUCAUUAUGCCAAUUAUGGGUGUUACUGGUCUGGUUGGGAAGAUCUCUAAACACAUUGGACCCAUUACAAUUGUCCCCAUGCUAGUUCUUUUGUGUAUUGGAACUGUCCCGGAUAUUCAAGAAAAAGUGUCCUUACACUGGAUUUCGAUAGUUGAAAUUUUACUUCUAAUUGUUUUUGUGGUUCUUCUGGAAGACCUGGAAGUCCCAAUUCCUGGAUAUUCAUUUUCAGAAAAGAAAUUUAUCUAUACAAGGCUUCAAAUGUUUAGCCAGUUUCCGUACCUCCUUGGAAUCUGUAUUGCCUGGUUCUUAUGUUUCCUGCUAACAAUUACAAAUCUGGAACCUUCUGGAAGUCCAGCUAGAACUGAUCUAAACGAAAGUGUCUUUGUGUUCGAUCAAACGCCAUGGAUCCAAGUACAGUAUCCUUUGCAGUUUGGAUUCCCCAAAUUCAGUUUCCAAUUGAUCAUUGCAUUCACUGCAUCGACAGUGGUGGUAAUGAUAGAGAGUGUGGGAAAUUAUGGAAUCUGCGCUCAGAUUUCGCAACAAGGAAGUCCUCCGUCGUCAAGUAUCAACCGAGCGUUUGUUGUCGAAGGUGUCGGAAGUAUGUUGGCUGCGUUGAUGGGCUGUGGGACAGGAGUGACAACGUAUUCCGAAAAUAUUGCAAUUAUGCAAGUUACAAAGGUGACUAGUCGAAUCACAAUGCAAUGUGCUGGUGUAUUUCUAAUCCUUAUGGGAGUUGUUUCAAAAGUCGCCGCCUUCCUCGCAAUGAUCCCCGAAGCUAUUAUUGGAGGCGUCCUAGCUGCUGGCAUGAGUAUGGUUUGUGGAGUUGCCUUUGCCAAUUUACAAAAUGUGGAUCUUCGCCUCUCUCGGAACAUCACCAUUGUCGGAUUGUCGAUAAUUCUAGGAUGUACCAUUCCUGCACAUUUUAAGAAAAAUCCAUUAGAUACUGGACAUAAAACAAUGGAUGAUGUAUUGGGAACUCUGUUGAAAAUGAGGAUGUUGGUUGGCGGACUGAUUGCGUUCUGUUUGGAUUUGAUGGCUCGUGGAGCUACACGGGGGCAGAGAGGACUAGAAGAGAGAAUUGAGCAGAGGGAUCUAGCAAUUGAGAGAGAUGGAUUCGCUUUUUCGAGGUUCGCGAAUCAAACGAUCCUAAAGAUUCCAUCAAUAACGAAACUGCCUGUUAUGCCGUCAGAAAGAUCUAUAAGACAGGUGGAGGAGUUGAGGAGCAAUGGGGAGAAGUCAAAGGAGAAGAUUUAG